Achroia grisella is the source of this 2252-nucleotide messenger RNA. RefSeq names its product carboxylesterase 5A (gene CCE-un1). Gene Ontology annotation, biological process: postsynaptic membrane assembly; presynaptic membrane assembly; neuron cell-cell adhesion. The record is from RefSeq and is a predicted model, not a curated record. Gene Ontology annotation, molecular function: neurexin family protein binding; signaling receptor activity. Lineage: Eukaryota; Metazoa; Arthropoda; Insecta; Lepidoptera; Pyralidae. The transcript is spliced from 11 exons. Gene Ontology annotation, cellular component: cell surface; postsynaptic membrane; synapse. Bases 1 to 2043 code for a protein of 680 amino acids.
AUGAGAUCUGUAUGGUUGUGGAUAUGGUGUGGGGUAGUGACAAGUGUGUGGUGGCCGGCGGACGCCGUUGUGGGCGGGAACCCGGCGUCUCCACCAGAACCUGACGCUGCCGUCGUGUUCGUGCAAAAAUAUGGUCGGAGCUGUCGAGUGGAGGGAAUUAAGGAUCAGAAAUUGGGUUACUACACAUUUUUUGGGAUAAGGUACGCUGAACCGCCAGUGGGUCCUCGGAGAUUUCAGAGGCCCGUGCGACGGAUCCUGGCCGGAGAGUUAACAGCAUCCAAACCUUGCUCUGCAUGUCCGCAGCCGAGGUUAAUGAAUAUCUUCGGAAGAGAAGAUUGUCUUUGCCUCAAUGUUUUCAGUCCGAAAAUGCCAGGAGAAGAAAAAGGUUCUCCUGUUAUAUUCUUCAUACAUGGCGGUAAUUACAGAACUGGUUCGGCGCAUCCAUAUGGGGGUAAGCAUUUGGUGCAAGCAGACACCAUAGUGGUGGUGGCUCAGUACCGCCUGGGUUCCCUGGGUUUCAUUACAAAUGGUCAAAAAGACGCUUCGGGUAAUGCUGGGAUGUUCGACUUGCACGCCGCAAUGAGUUGGGUUAAAGACUACAUUCAGUUUUUCGGAGGAGACCCGUCCAACGUUAUCAUAAUGGGACAAGGUUCUGGAGCCAGUGCUGCAUCUGUUCUAUCACUAUCGCCUGAAGAUCGGAGCUCCAAAGGAGUGGCCGCGUUAUCAGGAGCUCCAUUAUCACCAGGCGCAGUACGUUCUAACCCAGAGAAAUAUGCUGAAGAAUUAGCAACUCGCACUAACUGUCCUUCAAAACCAGUAGAAAGACUUGCUCUUUGUCUGAGGGCCCUUCCUGUAGAAAAGAUCAUCCAGGCGGAUAAGGAUUCAAAUGUAGAUUUUACCACACAAAAUUUCUUGGAUGAAGUCGCAGGGCGUGCUGGUACCGGUGCACGGGUAGAAGGCUCAGAUGAUAAUCGUGCUCUACCUAUACUGAUAGAAGAAAUGCCAGCUACGUCUCUCAAGAAGAAAAGACAGCAUGCUCCACUGCUCACCGGUGUCACGUCAGCAGAAACGUCACGAGCUGUAUUCGGUAAAUACUCGAAUUUCUUGAAGAAACAAUUGCAAGAGGUAUCGGACUUCAUUAAGAAAGAUAUAAUCGGAGGUUUGCAAAAUGUCGUCACGGACGUAGAAGGUCUACUGAUUUCUUCGUUAAAGUUGGAUCAAGUCCAAAAAGUGUUUCCAUUGGGUGAUUUCUAUCAAUCAUAUACGGCGUUAAGAAAUGAGUCGGUAGAGAAUACAAUUACAACAGUUGAUGCACUCACAAAAAUCGUUGAAGCAACAGGAGACGCCUUGUUCAACUUCCCUGCAUACCAAAGCGUCAAGGAGUGGGCAACUGGAGCUCCGUCGUAUCUAUACAGUUUCGAAUUUGUUGGAAACCUUACAAAAGGGUCUCAUUUCUUACCUGGAGUAAUAUUAGCCGACAACAAUGAAGAAAGCGAAGAGGCAAAAAAGAGUACGAUCAAGGGACCAGCACAUGGCGAUGAGUUAGCCUAUUUAUUCGAACCUCUGGACGAAGAAGGAAAUUCAAUAGAAAAAGACGAAAUUUCAUCAACAGAUGCUCAUGUUCGCAAGUCUUUUGUGGGCAUGGUAGCUGAGUUUGCUCACAGCCUAAAUCCCCUAGGAACAAAGAAGGAGUCAAAAUUCUCGAAUCUACUAUUACCAUUUUCAAAGGAUAAUGAUCAGUAUAUAAAAAUUGAUAAUGAUAUAUCCCUAGGAAAGAAUUUCAGAUACUGCCAGAUGGGACUGUGGGGCAAUAUGGCUGAUAGAACAUCAGGAGAAUUGUGCAAGAAACUGUUUGAUGGUUUACUCAAGUUUCCAACCAGUUUACUGAAGCCGGUAACAGGGAACGGCGGUGUGCCCAACUUGUUCAACCCAGUGGAUACUCAAGCCCCAUUAGUCUCUUUAGUGCCACGUCCACCACGACCUUCAAAGAAUAAUAACAACAGUCCAAGCGUCUUCAACAUACCUUUUAGAGGUCUGCAAUGACAGAAUAUUGAUGAUAUACGACCAUGCAAGGAAACUUUUUAAUUUAAAUCAAAAUAAAAAAUAAACCCAUUUAAAUGAUUAGAAAGUGUUAUCCUUUUUAUAAAUUCAGAAGUUAGCUCAGGGGCAUUAACAUAAUUAUAAGAUUAUUUUAUAUUUUAUAAAUAAGGGUGUGUGUAUUAUUUUUAAAACACAUAUUAUGAAGAAUAAAA